Messenger RNA from Gasterosteus aculeatus aculeatus (three-spined stickleback), 1584 nucleotides. RefSeq names its product eukaryotic translation initiation factor 2, subunit 1 alpha b (gene eif2s1b). The record is from RefSeq and is a predicted model, not a curated record. Gene Ontology annotation, cellular component: eukaryotic 48S preinitiation complex; eukaryotic translation initiation factor 2 complex. Gene Ontology annotation, molecular function: translation initiation factor activity; RNA binding; ribosome binding. Gene Ontology annotation, biological process: translational initiation. NCBI's taxonomy places the organism in Eukaryota, Metazoa, Chordata, Actinopteri, Perciformes, Gasterosteidae.
UCUUUUCCGGGUCGAGAAAGUUAGCACACCCACGAAUGUGAGCUAGCGGGCCCCAAGUCGUUCAUUUAGAAACCUCCCAAGGACCAUUAAUCCGAUUUUUAAACGCGUACAAUACAGAACAUUCAAGUGUAUCAUUCCGUAACCAUAUGACACAGCGAUGCCGGCGCUCAGCUGUCGAUUUUACCACCACCGGUUCCCGGAGGUGGAGGACGUUGUGAUGGUGAAUGUCAGGUCCAUCGCCGAGAUGGGCGCUUACGUCAGCCUCUUGGAGUACAACAACAUCGAGGGCAUGAUCCUCCUCAGCGAGCUGUCCCGUCGGCGUAUCCGCUCCAUCAACAAGCUCAUCCGCAUCGGCCGCAAUGAGUGCGUGGUCGUCAUCCGAGUCGACAAAGAGAAGGGAUACAUUGAUUUAUCCAAAAGAAGAGUUUCACCAGAGGAGGCCAUCAAGUGCGAAGACAAAUUCACCAAAUCCAAAACUGUCUACAGCAUCCUGCGGCACGUUGCCGAGGUGCUGGACUACAGUAAGGACGAGCAGCUGGAGGACUUGUACGAGCGCACCGCCUGGGUGUUCGAUGAGAAGUACAAGCGGCCGGGAUACGGAGCCUACGACGUCUUCAAGCAGGCCGUCUCAGACCCGGCCAUUCUGGACUGCCUGAAAUUGACGGACCGGGAGAAGGACGUGCUCAUUGACAACAUCAACAGGCGACUCACUCCGCAGGCCGUCAAAAUCCGAGCAGACAUUGAAGUGGCGUGCUACGGCUACGAGGGCAUCGACGCCGUGAAGGAGGCGCUGAGGGCCGGACUUGGCUGCUCCACGGAGGCGAUGCCCAUCAAGAUCAACCUGAUCGCUCCCCCCCGCUACGUGAUGACCACGACCACUCUGGAGCGCACGGAGGGCCUGUCCGUCCUCAACCAGGCCAUGGCGGCCAUCAAGGAGAAGAUUGAGGAGAAGAGGGGCGUCUUUAACAUCCAGAUGGAGCCCAAGGUGGUGACGGACACGGAUGAGACCGAGCUCGCCCGGCAACUGGAGCGGCUAGAGCGGGAGAACGCGGAGGUGGACGGAGACGACGACGCGGAGGAGAUGGAGGCCAAGGCGGAGGACUAGAUCCGGUCUGCAAAGCAAACUACAUGAGGAGAGAUGUGGACAGACCUGGCCACAGCCCCCCCCCCACCACCCACCUCACCCCUCCAGUCCAUCAGAUGUUAACUUUCACAUUGCAAACACUGGCGUUAGUAGUUCAUUGGCAAACGUCCCCGGUUGGCCGCAGCACAGCGAGCUCUCGUCCCGUGCAGAUAUCGAGGGAAGGUUGAGUUACAAAGCUAAACAACAAUAUAGUUUCUUUUUAAAAUUACAUCAAUUUGAAUAAAUCUAAAAAAUAAAAGCAGCUUCUUGAGGAGUGGAGCCCAGUGUCUUCAGUGUCCAUGGCGCUUAACCUCUGGCGUGCGAUUGGUUCAAAGGGGAGAAGCAAAGGCUCGUCAGGUGGGACUUAUGUGCUUUUUUUUUUUUUUUCCAGUUAGGUUUUUACUGGCAAAAACUGUUUAGAUCACAUGACAUCAAUAAAGUUCUGGAAGUUUUGAUCUUAA